AUGGAUCCGCUAUUAUUUCAAUUCACCCUUGACAUUCCACCGCGAACGAAAAUUUGUGUUCCGCACGAGCAAGAAGUAGUCGAGAAGCCUUUUGACGUGGCUUUGAUUACCGGAGAUGGGAAGAAACUCGGAGCUCACAGAAGUGUUCUGUCAGAGGCAAGCCCCUUCUUUGAAAAACUGCUGGGUAGUGACAUGAAAGAGGCCAAAGAGGGAGUAGUUAGGAUGGAAAUGAUCACAGAGCUUGGUUUAAGAGAGGUUUUGGAAUUCAUUUACACCGGUAGUGUUCAAAUUUCGGCUGAAGACAAUGCCCAAGACCUAAUCGCGCUAGCUGACUACCUGAUACUUCCUCAUCUUAAGGACCUCGCCGCAAGAACUCUGCAAAGGAACUUAAAUUCUUCGAACUCAAUCUCAAUGUACUACUUGGCAGAGAAGUUUAGAUGUGAGGACUUGAUGUCCAACACCAGGGAUUUUAUCCUAGCAAAUUUUACUUCGGUGACGAAAUCUGAAGAGUUUUUCAACCUGUCGUACGAGGAAGUCAAAAUGUGGAUCUCAAGAGACGACAUACACGUUGACUGCGAGGAUGACGUCUUCAUCGUCAUCGUAGCGUGGAUUUAUCACAACAAACAGGACCGAAGAAAAAACUUUUCCGAGUUGUUUCGUGAAGUUCGACUUCUUUACACGUCACGUGAUUUCCUACAAAAUGGCAUCGCUUCAGGUGAUCUUGUGAUUGACGACGAAUCCUGCAUGUAUCUCGUAACGGAAACUUUGAAAUUCUUUGACUCCAGAGAAUAUCGCAAUCGUCCGCUCGGCCACGUUAAGCCUAGAGUGUUGCUUGAAGUCCCUGUUUUACUAUUCUUUUUCAUAGACAUCACCAAUGAAAAGUAUCUGGCACCACUUCACUAUAAACCUCGCGAGAACACAACCCAUAAGGGUCAUAUUGUUUGUUAUUUCCCUCAAGACAAGGAAUGGUCAAUUUUUCCUGGAGUGCCGCUAAUAAAAAAUUCAGUUCGGAUCGUCUCUUGUCUUGGUAAACUAUAUUUCGCGUCAGAGUUUCCGAACAACGAGCUAAUAUGCUACGAUUCACUCACAAACUAUUGGACAUCAUUGCCAUUCGAUGGGCGAAGAAAACUACAUUCGAUCUUCUCUAAUAAUCAAGAUGAAAACUUCGCUCUAAUGUCUGACAAUGAAAGCUCUUGCCCAGACUGCGUUUUCCUGUUCUUUCGUGGAAUUGACUCGCACUGUCGAAAAAGCCAUCUUUCUUAUAUCAAAAAGUACAGUCCAGAAUCUAACUCUUGGGACACUGUGGCAACAUUUGACCUGGCCUCGAGGAAACUAGUUUGCACCGUAGCAAAAGACAAUUUUAUCUAUUUAAUUGGUGGCAGUAUUCAAGAACACGAAAGAAGUAGAAUCCUGGCUGAUGUUGACAGGUUUGAUCUCAGCACAAAUACAAUGGAAAAAGUGGCUGAUCUUAAAGUACCGAGAAGCGAUCCAUAUGGAGCUGCCGCCUACGGGGCAAUUUUCGUAAUAACUGGUGGCGUUAACGAAUCUGGUUCGAACAUAAAAUCUAGUGAAAUGUACCAGCCUACAAUAAACGAAUGGCUGUUAAUAAACGACGCGGAGAUGGCACCUUUUAUGUUAACUAGUAAAUGGUAUACGUGUGUUGAAGGCAGGGUGUAUUCUAGAGUGGACAGAAUUAUGAAAGGAAGGGUAAAGAGCAAGGCCCUGCGUUAUUAUGACCCUGAUAAGAACGAGUGGGUGGAUGAAUCAGUGAUGCCU
Messenger RNA from Porites lobata, 1776 nucleotides. Lineage: Eukaryota; Metazoa; Cnidaria; Anthozoa; Scleractinia; Poritidae. The record is from the annotation of a GenBank genome assembly.